UUUACCGGAAAGAGAAACCAAAAGUAUUGGAAGUCUGAUGACUAAGAUCAGACUUAGAUUAUUAUUUUCUGUUUGAAUCGGACAAAAAGGUUUUGGUAUUUAAACACCUUUCGUGACAGCUGUUUAAACCAUGAAGGGACCCUAAGACGUGUGUUCUUGAUUAUCGAUAGCCGAGAAGAGAAAACAUCCACAAUGGAAGACCGGGUUCCAGAGAUCGAAUUCAGCGAGAUUCUGAUACACGUUCAGGAAUCUUUGAGCCCGGCUGAGGUGCAGGAGCUUGUGUUCCUAUGCUCUGAAAUUCUCAGGAAAGAUCUCAGCCGUGUGGUCAAAGCAACAGAACUGUUUACUCCGUUGCAGAAAUGUAACCUGCUAUCCAACAGUGAUCCAUCUCUGCUUGUUGAGCUGCUUAAGAUCAUUAAACGUGAUAAACUUAUCCGGGACCUGCAAUUAAACCCAAAACUCAAAAACAGACAUGUCUCGCCAUACAGGAGGAUGCUAUUUAAACUGGCAGAGAACAUCACAGAUGAGGAACUAAAGAACAUCAAAUUUUUGCUGCGUGACAAAUUAGGUCAAAAUAAACUAGAGCAGAUUGUGACAAUGCUGCAGUUGUUUCUGGAAUUGGAGAAGAAAGACUGCCUUAGUGCUAAUAACCUUGGCAUUUUAGAAAGGACCGUUGGUAUGAUAUGCCCUAGUUUAAAGAAAAUAAUACGAGAAAAUGGUGCUGGUGUUCCUGAAGAACAGAAAUGCAGGGACAAGUUCCAGGACCUCUCAGUAACCACCAUACCAGUUCCGCCCGAGGAAUCUGCAUGUGCUUCAUCCAGCCAAGAGCUGCUGCCCCCCUCAUAUUUUAGUCAAGCUAAGCCUGUUGAGAUGCAUACCUCGGUGACCUCUUUCCCAAGUAAUACCAAAGAGGGACAGGUUGCUUGCUUGAGUCCUUCUAAAACUCAAAAACUUGCCCAAGGUGACAAGAAUCAGAGCUUUCCUGAGCCUAAACCAACUAAUACACCGAAGCUGGAGCAAUAUGACAUGAGUGGAGAUUGGAGAGGAGUUGCCCUGAUCAUCAACAAUUAUAAAUUCAUAAAUUUGAAAGAAAGACACGGAUCAGAAGUAGAUAAGAAGAGUUUAGUUGAUGUGUUCCAGUGGCUGGGGUUUGAAACUGUGGUAAAGGAAAACUGCAGUAGAGAAGAGAUGCUGACUGCUUUGGAAGACCUGUGCAAGCGAGAUCAUACGAAGGCAGACUGUGUGGUGUGCUGUUUGAUGAGUCAUGGCUAUGAUGGUGGUCUCUAUGGAGUGGAAAAAGGGAAAGUCCCAAUAAAGGAUAUGUUGGACAAGCUGGAUGGCAGAAAUUGUAUCUCCCUCAUACAAAAGCCAAAACUCUUCUUCAUCCAAGCCUGUCGGGGGAAUCAGGAGCUGCAGCCGGCCUGCUAUGAAUCUGAUGAUUCUAACAACUCAGAAAUUAAUUGUAGCCUCGAUUCUGAUGCUGAAGUGCCCAAAGAGUCCAUAUCUGAAAGGUCUGAUUACCUAGUGGCCAUGGCGACAGUGCCAGGCUAUGUCUCAUUCAGAGAGACAAGUAGAGGUUCCUGGUUCAUACAGUCACUAUGUAAGCACCUGCAAAAACUUGUCCCAAGUGGCAUUGAUCUGCUGUCUAUCCUAACUGAGGUGAACAGAGAAGUGAGCAUGAAGGCUGAUCCAACUGGAAGAAGGAAACAGAUGCCACAGCCAGAAUUCACACUUACUAAGAGAGUGGUGUUCCCUGUACCGAAAAAUCCUAUGCCCUCUAAAUAAUCAUUUAGCUCAAAUAACAACUGGAUUUCUAUUCGUCUUUGUCUAUGACUAAGCCCCUGUGCACAAAGCAAACUCAAUGCAGAUGGUGGCCUGCCUGAGUGGCCUACUACUAAGCUCUGACCUCAACCCUGCCAUCUUUGGAAUAAAUUGGAAUGCCUGCUGCACCUGAGAACUCCUCGACCUACAUCAGUACCUGACUUUACUAAUGCUCUUGUGGCUAAAUGAGCACCGAUCUCCACAUCCACACUCCAAAAUCCAGUGCAUCUUCCCAGAAGAGUGGUGCAUGUUAUAACAGCAAAUGGGGACUAUAUGUGAAAUAUGAUAUGAAAAAAAACAAACAAAUGCACAGUGUCUUACAGCAGAUUAGUAUCACUAAAUGGUACCAUACUUGAACCGUCUUCAAUUAAAUGUAAUUACAUUAUUUGCAUAUGGGUUUGCAAUCAGAAAUGUGGUUUAACACCAAAUAUGCUUUCUAUUUUUAUAGACCAUGCAAAGUGUUUUUAAAUAUAUAUUUUUUUACAUUGGGCACAUACAACAUAUUUCUACUGAAUACACUUGGUGUAUAGCAACAUGUUACUGAAAUACUUUUUGUGUUUUAACCUGUGUGCCUUAUUGUGCUGUUAAAUGUCAUCCACUGGGUUUCUCCUGCCGGAUUACGAUUCUUUAUUGAUAACGUAUCAACCGUGACUAUAUGGUACUAACUAAAGAUGCAUGGAAUAAAGCAAUAUGUAGCACUUGUGGGAUAUUUUAUCAUAGAAAUAGUAAAGUAUUUUCCAUUCAUUUUACUUCCUUUUUCAUUAUAUAUCUUUUGUUGUCAAAAUAAUGUAAAAAAAAAAAAAAAAGUUUAAAGGCUGAUCUCAGCUUACUGUAGAUUAAGUUUUAUUUUUUGCAUGUUCUCUGUAUUCGAGUUCAAAUAACGAGCUACCUGGUAUCUACAAAUGAAUGAAUGAAUAAAUUAUUAAACAUUGUGCCAUUUCAUUACAGGGAAAAUAAGACAUGGUAGCCUAAUUUAAAAAUAAAUAAAAUAAAUAAAAAUCCA
This is a messenger RNA of Silurus meridionalis, 2824 nucleotides long. It is a transcript of the gene casp10, whose product is annotated as caspase 10, apoptosis-related cysteine peptidase. The coding region runs from base 193 to 1785 and encodes 530 amino acids. The transcript is spliced from 12 exons. NCBI's taxonomy places the organism in Eukaryota, Metazoa, Chordata, Actinopteri, Siluriformes, Siluridae. Gene Ontology annotation, molecular function: protein binding; cysteine-type endopeptidase activity. The record is from RefSeq and is a predicted model, not a curated record. Gene Ontology annotation, biological process: negative regulation of extrinsic apoptotic signaling pathway via death domain receptors; proteolysis.